GAACGUCUGUGUGCCACUUAAAACUACAUUUACCAGAAGCCCCUUAAAACGCAGGUGCAGCGGCAACUUGUUGCUUCGUGCCGGAAAUAGAAGUGACCUCCGAUUUACCAGAGUAGUGGGAGAGCCGCUGUCAUUCUGAACCAGCUGAACAUGGCUGAGCCUAUUAGAGUCCUGAUAACCGGCGCUGCAGGGCAGAUUGCCUAUUCCCUUCUCUACACCAUCGCCAAGGGAGAUGUCUUCGGCAAAGAUCAGCCUCUCAUACUGGUUCUGUUGGACAUCACUCCCAUGUUGCCAGUCCUGGAUGGUGUGGUUAUGGAGCUGCAGGACUGUGCUCUCCCAAUUCUGAGAGAGGUCAUCCCUACUGAUAAAGAGGAUGUUGCAUUCAAAGAUUUGGAUGCUGCCAUCCUGGUGGGGUCCAUGCCAAGGAGAGAUGGCAUGGAGAGAAAGGACUUGCUGAAGGCCAACGUUGCUAUCUUUAAGUCCCAGGGGGAGGCGCUUGACAAGUACGCCAAGAAGACAGUCAAGGUUCUAGUUGUUGGUAACCCAGCGAAUACCAACUGUUUGAUCGCAGCCAAAUCCGCCCCCUCCAUCCCCAAAGAGAAUUUCUCCUGUUUGACACGUCUCGAUCACAACAGGGCUUGCUCUCAGGUGGCAAUGCGUUGUGGCAUCUCUGCUAACAGUGUGAAGAAUGUAAUCAUCUGGGGAAAUCACUCCUCUACACAGUACCCAGACGUCCAUCACUGCAAGGUUAAUGUGCAGGGGAAGGACGUGACUGCCUUUGAUGCAGUGAAGGAUGAUGCCUGGCUGAAGGGAGAGUUCAUUUCUACAGUGCAGCAGCGUGGUGCUGCAGUCAUUAAGGCCAGGAAGCUCUCCAGUGCCAUGUCAGCUGCUAAGGCUAUCUGUGACCACAUGAGAGACAUUUGGACAGGCACUCCUGAGGGGGAGUUCAUCUCUAUGGGUGUCUAUUCCACUGGAAACUCUUAUGGAAUUCCCGAGGACCUUAUUUACUCAUUCCCUGUUACAGUCAAGGAUAAGACCUGGAAGAUUGUUGAUGGGCUUGCCAUUAAUGACUUCUCAAGAGCCAAGAUGGAUGCAACAGCAGCUGAAUUAGUGGAGGAAAGAGACACCGCUGUCUCUUUCCUGGGUGUUUGACUAGAAACCCAACCAUCUACAUCACAUUUAGAUGCCCAGAAAACUCUAGAAGCAUGGCUGUAAAACACUCCUGAAUAUCUUUUUGUAUCUUUGUUCCCCUGAAACUCUGUAACACAACUUCUAGAACUAUCUGUACUUGAAUUUCUUAAAUACUUAGCACAGCUUGGUUAAAUCCAGAAUGCUGACUGACACUUUAGAAGUGGAAUCUAAUCCUCACUGUGCAGCAGGGACUGUGUUGGGUCCUCCACCUGGCUACAGCUCUCAUGUGAGGACACAAAAAGUAGUCUAAAACAAGACAGUAUGUAGACUGCCCUGUUUUAUCCAACUCGAAGAGGUUGCAGAAAAGAUGGCCUUAGCCUGGAAAGUAUAUGAAUUAAGUCAUUCUGUGGCAUUGUCCAACCCUUACAUUAAAAUCUCAUCUGUUACAUGUUAAACAGAGUUUUUUGGAAAUUAUGGGGGAAUGUUUCAUGUGUCAGUAAAAAAGUGGUAAUGGCAGACUGUUACAGAUUUUUCUAUGUAGAAUCCAGUAAUAAAACCCAGAUAUUAAAAUGUG
Messenger RNA from Myxocyprinus asiaticus (Chinese sucker), 1705 nucleotides. RefSeq names its product malate dehydrogenase 1Ab, NAD (soluble) (gene mdh1ab). The record is from RefSeq and is a predicted model, not a curated record. Gene Ontology annotation, molecular function: L-malate dehydrogenase (NAD+) activity. Lineage: Eukaryota; Metazoa; Chordata; Actinopteri; Cypriniformes; Catostomidae. The transcript has 9 exons. Gene Ontology annotation, cellular component: cytosol; mitochondrion. Gene Ontology annotation, biological process: malate metabolic process; tricarboxylic acid cycle; oxaloacetate metabolic process. Bases 151 to 1152 code for a protein of 333 amino acids.